GCUCCGCCUCUUCCUGCGGCGGCCGCGCAGCUGCAGCCAUGGCGCCUCGCAGGGAAGCGGCUCUGCUGCUGCUGCUCCUCGUUCUGCCGCCGGCCAGCGCGGGGCUGAGCGGCUACUUCGGCACCAAGUCCCGCUACGAGGAGGUGAACCCGCACCUGGUGAGCGACCCGCUGUCGCUGGGGCCCGGGGCGGGCGGGUCGCUGCCCGCCUCCUGCACUCCGCUGCAGCUCCGCGCCGUGCUCCGGCACGGCACCCGCUACCCCACGGCCGGGCAGGUCCGCCGGCUGGGCGAGCUGCACGCCCGGCUGCUCCGCCGGGCCGCGGGAGCCGCCGCCUGCCCCGCCGCGGUCGCCCUGGCCGACUGGCCCAUGUGGUACGAGGAGAGCCUGGACGGGCGGCUGGCGCCGCAGGGCCGGCGGGACAUGGAGCAGCUGGCCCGGCGCAUGGCCGCCCGCUUCCCCGCGCUGUUCGCCGCCCGCCGCCGCCUGGCGCUGGCCAGCAGCUCCAAGCACCGCUGCCUGCAGAGCGGGGCCGCUUUCCGCCGCGGGCUCGGGCCCACCCUCGACUUCGGCGGCGGCGACGAGGUGGAGGUUGAAGUUAACGACUCCCUGAUGCGGUUCUUUGAUCACUGUGCCAAGUUUGUAGCCCUGGUGGAGGAGAAUGACGCGGCCAUGUGCCAAGUGAACGCCUUCAAAGAGGGGCCUGAGAUGAAGAAGGUCCUGGAGAAGGUGGCCAGUGCCUUGUGUUUACCAGUGGAGGAGCUAAAUGCAGAUCUUGUUCAAGUGGCUUUUCUCACCUGUUCAUAUGAGCUGGCCAUAAAAAAUGUGACCUCCCCGUGGUGUUCGCUCUUCAGUGAAGAAGAUGCCAAGGUGCUGGAAUACCUGAAUGACCUGAAGCAGUACUGGAAGAGAGGCUAUGGCUAUGACAUCAACAGUCGCUCCAGCUGCGUUCUGUUCCAAGAUAUAUUCCAGCACUUGGACAAAGCAGUGGAAGAGAGCAAAAGCUCCAAACCCAUUUCUUCACCUUUGAUUGUCCAAGUUGGGCACGCAGAGACCCUCCAGCCCCUGCUUGCCCUGAUGGGUUACUUCAAAGAUGAUGAGCCUCUCCUGGCCACCAACUACGCCCGGCAAGCACAGCGGAAGUUCCGCAGCGGCCGCAUCGUGCCUUACGCAGCCAACCUGGUGUUCGUGCUCUACCACUGCGACCAUGUGAACGCCUCCCAGGAGGAGUACCAGGUGCAGCUGCUGCUCAAUGAGAACCUGCUGACCUUCCAUCACUCCAACAACACCAUCUCCACCUACACGGACCUCAAGGACUACUACAAGGACAUCCUGGAAAACUGCCACUUCAAAGAGGAGUGCGAGCUGCCCAAAGUCAACGUCACUGCUGUUGAUGAGCUGUGAGGGAAUGAAACGGUCAAACUGGCCUGGGUUUGGUUCCACAGGCGUUGGGAACAAGCACUUUGGAGGAUUUGCUGCUGCUGUGUUGACUUUCUAACCUUGCAGAUUUGGGGGGGUUGUCUCAGCUCAGUGCACUGGUUCUCUUGCGUAAGCAGAGCUGCAUAAACAACUGCUGUCAUGGGGAAGUUGUAACAUGUGUGAUGCAAGACAAAUACCUGUGCUUAUGUGUGCAAAUAAGCUGAUUUCAUUGGUCACUGCUGUUAUGCAUGGGCCAUAGAUGGAUUUAAGAGCUGGGGCAGCAUCUACUUCAUUGGAUCUGAAGGUGGUUGGGACUAAUUUCAGUGUUGCUUUGUGCUGCCUGUGUUUCUAGCUGCUGUUUUUCCUGUGCCACGCUUUUUUUUGAUCCUUUUCCCAAGCUUCUAGAAGGGAAAGGGUACAUAGUUCUUCUCCACAGCUGCACAACUUCUGCCUGGACAGCACCAUUUCUAUUUUGGGCAUUUUAAAGCAGGAGUUCCUGCAUGCAUCACCUGCUUGAAAAGGGGCAAGGAAUUAAAAGUCUUAAGGUCAUCAUUGACUCAUCCUGCAUAGCAAGAUAGUCUUCAGGGCUGUCAGCAGUUAAGCAGGGAGGAAAAUGUGCUGUUGGUGCUCUGUGUUUUGAGGAUGCUCUGACUCACUUGUCUGGCAGAAUUAGAGGCUCAGUGUGGAAAUUUUGCACCAUUGUGGCACUACAGAAGUGUUGGCACAUGUAAAUGCUCCAGGCACUUAUUCUGGUUCUUAGCACUGGGAAGGUGACUUCACUCUGAUCCUUUUGUAUAAUAAACCAAGACAUUUGUUUAGAUAAUUAAACUAAAGUGGAUCAAAAUACUUCUCCAAAGUUGGGCACUAGCUCAGUAUGCAGUUUGUGCACAUUCCCACAUCCUGCACAAGUCCUGCAAGACAAAUAAUGCUUUCUCCUCCUUCCUGUGCCUCUGGAAGCCUCAUCUCAGACAUCUGUCAAGGACUUUCUUUGCAACCUUUCUGAAACUGGAAGCUUUCACUGAUGGAAAUACCAACAGUGUUCUUGUAUGCUGGCCUUCAAUGUGUGACGUACAUUUUGGUUUGUUAAAUGUUUAAUCUUUCUGGCAAAUGAAUUUUUUUUGUCUAGUAAGAGCUGCUGCUGUUCUGGUUAGUGUGGAGCUGUCAAAUGCAGGUUUGAAAUGAGCUGGUACUAACUGGAUGAAUUUGGAGUACUUGUGGAUUUUUAGUGCUGUGAAAUAAAACUGCACACUUCUUGUCUGUUUUCUGAGCAGCAAUAAUGACAUGAUCACUGGAAUCCUGGUUGUGUUUUCCUUCAGAAUACAGUUGGGAGGCUGCUUUA
Catharus ustulatus (Swainson's thrush) is the source of this 2757-nucleotide messenger RNA. RefSeq names its product multiple inositol-polyphosphate phosphatase 1 (gene MINPP1). Bases 39 to 1403 code for a protein of 454 amino acids. The record is from RefSeq and is a predicted model, not a curated record. Lineage: Eukaryota; Metazoa; Chordata; Aves; Passeriformes; Turdidae. Gene Ontology annotation, molecular function: acid phosphatase activity; inositol phosphate phosphatase activity. The transcript is spliced from 6 exons.